This is a messenger RNA of Platichthys flesus (European flounder), 720 nucleotides long. Its product is annotated as ras-related protein ORAB-1. NCBI's taxonomy places the organism in Eukaryota, Metazoa, Chordata, Actinopteri, Pleuronectiformes, Pleuronectidae. Gene Ontology annotation, molecular function: GTPase activity; GTP binding. The record is from RefSeq and is a predicted model, not a curated record.
UGUCGGCCAUAUUUGAUUCGAUUAUGCUGUUGUGGCUGCGACAACCAGUUUAACGAGUUCCAGCAGAAACGGUGCUUCUCUCCUCCGGUACGAGGCGGAUCCACUUCCCCGCGACCGACUCCCUCUGCCCCGGUGACGGAUCCGAACCAGCCGAGCUCCACCAUGAACCCCGAGUAUGAUUAUUUAUUCAAACUGCUGCUGAUCGGUGACUCUGGCGUCGGGAAGUCGUGUCUGCUGCUGCGGUUUGCAGAUGACACGUACACAGAAAGCUACAUCAGCACCAUCGGCGUGGACUUCAAGAUCAGGACCAUCGAGCUGGACGGCAAAACCAUCAAGCUUCAGAUCUGGGACACGGCCGGGCAGGAGCGAUUCCGCACCAUCACGUCCAGUUACUACAGAGGAGCUCACGGCAUCAUCGUGGUGUACGAUGUAACAGACCAGGAGUCGUUCAACAACGUCAAACAGUGGCUGCAGGAGAUCGACCGCUACGCCAGCGAGAACGUCAACAAGCUGCUGGUCGGUAACAAGUGUGACCUCACCACGAAGAAGGUGGUGGACUACACCACAGCUAAGGAAUUCGCCGACAGCUUGGGAAUCCCCUUCCUGGAGACCAGUGCCAAGAGCGCCACCAACGUGGAGCAAGCCUUCAUGACCAUGGCGGCCGAGAUUAAGAAGAGGAUGGGCCCCGGGGCCACGACCGGCGCCUCUGAGAAAUCCAAC